AUGACCAUCGUCCCAGAAGAUGUAGAGAUCAGUGAAGUAGAAGAAACACUGGGAACUAUCAAGUCUUUGGGAUGGGUGCGUGUCCGUGGGAGAAACUUCAGUACGAGACUAAACCGACGGAUGGUUUUGUGUGAGUGUAAAGAGACUGUGAACGAGGCAAGUGUUCCUCCUGAGGUUGUGACAAUUGAUGGUGGAGAGGCGUGGCCUGUUAUCAUCAUUGGAAAGGCGCAGGCAGCUGCGGAAGAGUUUAAUAAUAAACUAAAAGGGUUGCUGCAGGCUGAAGGUAAAACAAUGGAGGACCUCAAAACCUUGUUCCCCGGUACACCCCCACCCACUACCUCCACUGAAUCUAUCUUUCAAGUUGUUGGAGAGUUAUUGGACAAGACAAGCAGACCAGCUGAUGGUGGGAGCUACAUCAGACUGCGCAUAUUCUCGGGAACCCUACCAACACCACCAGGUGAGGAGACAUUUGAUCAUUGGCUAGAGCAAGCAUGGCUUAUGGUGGAGGAGACUGAAUGCUCCGACAGAGAAAAAAGACGCAGACUUAUUGGAAGUUUAAAGGGGUCCGCACUAGAAAUUGUGAAAGCAGUGCGACAUGCCAACCCUGAAGCCAGCGCAAAAGAAUGCUUGGAAGCCCUUGAAAUAGCCUUUGGAAAUGCAGAGUCCGGUGAUGAUCUCUAUUUUUCUUUCAGAUUAAUGCAACAACAAAAAGGAGAGAAAUUAUCAGAUUUCCUUCGACGUCUAGAGAGGUCUCUAACUAAGGCGGUUCAACGAGGUGGUCUUUCUGCAAGCUGCAUGGAUCGAGCGCGCUUGGAACAGCUGCUAAGAGGUGCUAUUGCUUCAGACCUGAUGUUGAUCCAGCUGCGUUUGAGAGAAAGGAAGACCACACCCCCAAACUUUCUACAGCUCUUGACUGAGAUCCGUGCUGAGGAAGAGUAUGAAACUUCUAGAAUGAAGUUCAGUGCCUCAGUACAUCAAGUGCAUGCUAAUCCUGAAGUGGAUACCAGGCAGGCCGAGAUCCAGAGCUUAAAGGUGGAAAUAAAAGAACUGAAGGCAAUCCACUCCAGUCAAGGAGGAUUAUAG
Molecule: messenger RNA, 1083 nt
Organism: Cyprinodon tularosa
Lineage: Eukaryota; Metazoa; Chordata; Actinopteri; Cyprinodontiformes; Cyprinodontidae
Product: paraneoplastic antigen Ma2 homolog
Exons: 1
Coding region: 1-1083 (360 amino acids)
Source: RefSeq, a predicted model, not a curated record